UGACCUGAUUAGUUUUUAUUUUGUGGUCGUUUCUCAAAAAAAAAAAAAAGUUCCAGAUGAUCUACUGUUUUUUGACAUUCAUACAAAUGGCGGCUUAAAUUCAAUGAAUUUCAAUUUUAACGAGGGUUUAGUACAGUGUGUUUUUAGCUUUUCAAGGAACAUCACAAACACCAUGUUGGCAGUGAAGUCUUUCCUUGUUUUGUGGGCUGUCCUGUCAACCAUCUCAGACGGGUUGGCAAGGUUUACAACGUAUAACGAGUAUUUCAAUCUAAAUUGUACAUCUGGACAAAGCUUCCAUCGUUUUACCAGUUUCCAUGGUUCCUACGACCGGUCGUGGAGCAUUCGCUGUAAAAAGAUAGAGCCCGCCAUCGAGUUCAGAAAAUGUGAGUGGUCGAACUUAGUCAAUGACGUAACAGAUCGUGUCCUCUUCCAAUGUCACAAUGACGCAAUGUUAACAGGUAUCUUUACGAUCUAUUUCGGCUCAAACUACGACCGGAAGUACGAGUUCCAGUGUUGUGAGCCCGACCCUUCCUACGUCUUGCACUCCUGCUUCUACACUGGGCGCCUAAAUACCAGGUAUGGCAACAUCAGUUACCGGAUCCCUGACGGCUGGUACCUGCGUGGACUGUACAUCACAGCCCAGUACGAGCGAGACAGAACUUUCUACUUUCAGUUGUGCAGAAUUGGCAAGAUUGAGCUGGAGCAGAAAGAUCAAUGCUAAUGAACUAUUUUUAUUUUAAAUUUUUAACUUGGAAUUCGAUCGUGACUCUGAUUUUGAAUUUGCCUUGACCUGCAAUUCAAAUUUUCAAAUUAAUUUCUUUGUUAAUAUUUUAUUUUCCCUUUGAAUUUGACCGUGUCUAUGAUUCUGACUUUGACUUGACUUGUAAUUCGAAUUUUUAAAUUUAUUUUCUUUGUCUAUGAUUCUGACUUUGACUUGACUUGUAAUUCAAACUUUUAAAUUAUUUUCUUUGUCAAUAUUUUAUUAUCACUUCGAAUUUGACCAUGGCUCUGAUUCUGAACACGACUUACACUGUUAUUCAAUUUUUCUAAUUAAUUUCCUUCUAAUUUCUGUUCAAGAAAUGAUUUACAAAAUAUGUAUAAUUAAUUUUAUCUAGAUCAACGAAGCUUUUAAUAUGUUCCUUUAAUUACAUAAUAAACACCUGCCAUCAAAA
Biomphalaria glabrata is the source of this 1172-nucleotide messenger RNA. RefSeq lists its product as uncharacterized. The coding region runs from base 104 to 721 and encodes 205 amino acids. The record is from RefSeq and is a predicted model, not a curated record. NCBI's taxonomy places the organism in Eukaryota, Metazoa, Mollusca, Gastropoda, Planorbidae. The transcript has 3 exons.